Prinia subflava (tawny-flanked prinia) is the source of this 1793-nucleotide messenger RNA. RefSeq names its product DNA-directed RNA polymerase II subunit RPB1-like. The record is from RefSeq and is a predicted model, not a curated record. NCBI's taxonomy places the organism in Eukaryota, Metazoa, Chordata, Aves, Passeriformes, Cisticolidae.
AUUUGGGGCAUUUAGGGAGAGCUUGGGGGGACCCUGAGGGGCGCAAGGGAUGAUGGGAGUUGUAGGCCCGGGUAGAAGACGGUUUAACGGAGCCGCGGAGCAUCACGGGAUUUGUAGGCACAGCGCCCGUGACUUCCGGUGUGGCGCGGGGCGUGCUGGGAGAUGAAGGCGCUGCUGCAAUAGCGCUCUAUGGGCGCCGCGGGGCAUGACGGGAGUUGUAGGCUGAACGUGACCAAAAUGGCUUCGAGCCCAGGUCCCGCCCUAAGCCCCGAUCCCCGGCGCUGAUUGGUUGAGAGCGAUGAUGGACGGGAGCCUUGACCAAUGGGAGGUGCCGGAGGCGGGAACAGCGCAUUUAACAUCUCCAGUUCCUCCCAGUACAGCCCAGUUCAUCCCAGUACAGCCCAGUACAACCCCAGUGCCCCUCCAGGCCUUCCCAGUAUAGCCCAGUUCAUCCCAGUACAGCCCAGUACAACCCCAGUGCCCCUCCAGGCCUUCCCAGUAUAGCCCAGUUGCUCCCAGUCCCUUUCACAGCAUUCCCAGUGUCCCCCAGUACAUCCCAGUCCAUUCCAGUAUCACUCCCAGUACGCCCCAGUUCACCCCAGUGUCUCCCAGUGCCAUUCCCAGUCGGUCCCAGUCCAUUCCAGUAUCACUCCCAGUCUGUCCCAGUUCAUCCCAGUAUCACUCCCAGUACAUCCUAGUUCGCCCCAGUGUCUCCCAGUGCCAUUCCCAGUAUGUCCCAGUCCAUUCCAGUAUCACUCCCAGUACGUCCCAGUUCGCCCCAGUGUCUUACAGUGCCAUUCCCAGUAUGUCCCAGUUCAUCCCAGUAUCACUCCCAGCAUGUCCCGUGCCCCCUGCGUGCUCCCAGUAUGUCCCAGUUCAUCCCAGUAUCACUCCCAGUCUGUCCCAGUAGACCCCAGUGUCUCCCAAUGCCAUUCCCAGUAUGUCCCAGUUCAUCCCAGUGUCUCCCAGUACAUCCCAGUGCCAUUCCCAGUAUGCCCCAGUUCAUUCCAGUAUCACUCUCAGCAUGUCCUGUGCCCCCUGCGUGCUCCCAGUAUGUCCCAGUUCAUCCCAGUAUCACUCCCAGUACGCCCCAGUUCACCCCAGUGCGAUUCCCAGUAGGUCCCAGUUCAUCCCAGUAUCACUCCCAGUACGUCCCAGUUCACCCCAGUGUCUCCCAGUGCAUCCCAGUGCCAUUCCCAGUAUGCCCCAGUUCAUCCCAGUAUCACUCCCAGUACGUCCCAGUUUGCCCCAGUGUCUCCCAGUGCCACUCCCAGUAUGUCCCAGUUCAUCCCAGUAUCUCCCAGUAUGUCCCAGUUUAUCCCAGUGUCUCCCAGUACAUCCCAGUGCCAUUCCCAGUAUGCCCCAGUCCAUCCCAGUAUCACUCCCAGCAUGUCCUGUGCCCCCUGCGUGCUCCCAGUAUGUCCCAGUAUCCCUCAGUAUCACUCCCAGUACACCCCAGUGUCUCCCAGUGUCUCCCAGUGCCAUUCCCAGUCUGUCCCAGUUCAUCCCAGUAUCACUCCCAGUCUGUCCCAGUCUCCCCAGUGUCUCCCAGUCCAUCCCAGUGCCAUUCCCAGUCGGUCCCAGUUCAUCCCGGUAUCUCCCAGUCUGUCCCAGUUCAUCCCAGUAUCACUCCCAGUACGCCCCAGUUCACCCCAGUGUCUCCCAGUGCAUCCCAGUGCCAUUCCCAGUAUGUCCCAGUUCAUCCUAGUAUCACUCCCAGUCUGUCCCAGUCUCCCCAAUCUGUCUCUGCUCCGGCCACGCCCCUCCCUUGGCCACGCCCCUUUCCUCCUUGA